UUCUUUUUGUAUUUGAACGCGCUUUUAUUUUUAAUUUUUAAGAAAGCUGAGCCAACUCUAAAAUCUGUUGUAAUCAAUGUCCAUCAACGUCCAGAACCGCGUGUUGUUAACCUCUCACUACGCCAGGCGGUGCCCAGUCCCAGUGAUAGACGCUCCAGUUUGGCUGAACCAAGCGAACCUGCGACCCUUGAAAGAAUCAUCAUCACAAAAACUGCACGGCUCAAGGACUCUGAGAGGAGGGCGGCAAAAACGGCACGUGGAGAUGGCCUGUCGCAAAGGGAUAAAGCUCUUAUUCGGGCAGUGGCUGCGUCAACGGCUCGUUCUCUUCGCGAAGUAUCUAAGAAAAGCAAAAGGUCGAGUAAGAAAUCGAGCAAGAAGUCGUCAUCUUCGUCUAGCAGUGAAAGCUCUUCAACAUCAUCGUCUAGCAGUUCGAGUAGUUCAUCUGGCCGCUCUUCGCGAAGUCGCAGCUCUCGACGCACCUCCGGUUCUUCUCGGCGCUCUUCGGAUCGUUCUAGCCGCUCAAGUCGCCGCUCUAGCCGCCGCUCAUCUCGUUCUGAUACAAGCCUUCGCCGUUCGUCUGGCCGUUCCAGUUCAAGCCGUUCAUCACGGCGCAGAUAAAGGAAAGAUGAGAGGAAAUUCUAGGAUGAAGAACAGUAAGUAUAUAAAAUAUAUAAAGAGAAUAUAA
Messenger RNA from Meloidogyne enterolobii, 685 nucleotides. Lineage: Eukaryota; Metazoa; Nematoda; Chromadorea; Rhabditida; Meloidogynidae. The record is from the annotation of a GenBank genome assembly.